Panicum virgatum (switchgrass) is the source of this 2217-nucleotide messenger RNA. RefSeq names its product pre-mRNA-processing factor 17-like. Gene Ontology annotation, molecular function: protein binding; mRNA binding. NCBI's taxonomy places the organism in Eukaryota, Viridiplantae, Streptophyta, Magnoliopsida, Poales, Poaceae. Gene Ontology annotation, biological process: mRNA splicing, via spliceosome. Gene Ontology annotation, cellular component: catalytic step 2 spliceosome. The record is from RefSeq and is a predicted model, not a curated record. The coding region runs from base 97 to 1815 and encodes 572 amino acids. The transcript has 2 exons.
UCGCGAGGAGUCGCGGCUGGUCGGCGGCUCGCCGUCAACAAUCCAAAUACAAAAUCUCCCAGCUCCCGCAGAAACCCUAACCCUAGAUCCCCCACCAUGGAUCUCCUCCAGUCCUCGUACGCGCCGGACGACGCCUCCUCGCCGGAGGAGUCGGCGGCCGCUUCCUCGCCGGACUCCUCCCCGCUCCGCCUCCCCUCCAAGUCCGCCGCCCCCGCCGUCGACGACACCGCGCUCGCGCUCUCCGCCGCCGCCUCCGCCUCCCGCCCGCUCGACCCCUCGCUCCAUCUCGUCGCCUUCAACCCCACCGCCGACCAGCUCUGGGCGCCCAUCGUCGGGCCCCAGCACCCCCACGCCCCCAUCUCCUCCGCCUCCGGCAACCGCAACCACAAGCUCGGCCACGUCGAGGACGCCGCGGUGCUGCCCUUCCUCUUCGACGAGCAGUACAACACCUUCCACAGGUUCGGCUACGCCGCCGAUCCCUCCGGCCUCCACAUCGUUGGCGACGCGCAGCCGCAGGCGCCCGAGCCCGACACCGUCUACAACCUCGCCCCCUCCGAGCACAAGCGCCGCCGCCUCCUGGCCAAGGCGGACAACCAGGACGAGACGCUGCCCCCCGAGGCCAAAAACCCCGCAUCCGAGGAGUGGAUCCUCCACAACAAGCAGAGCCCCUGGGCGGGCAAGAAGGAAGCGCCGCCCGCUGAGCUCACCGAGGAGCAGAAGCAGUAUGCCGAGGCCCACGCAGCCAAGAAGGCCGAGAAGGAGGCUCGCGGCGAAGGGAAGGGCGAGAGGGCAGAGGUCGUGGUCAAGAGCACCUUCCACGGGAAGGAGGAGAGAGACUACCAGGGACGGUCCUGGAUCACGCCGCCCAAGGAUGCCAAGGCCACCAACGACCACUGCUACAUUCCCAAGAGGUGUGUGUAUGAGUGGGUUGGGCACACCAAGGGGGUUUCAGCCAUCAGAUUCUUCCCCAAGUAUGGGCAUCUGCUACUAUCUGCGAGUAUGGAUUGUAAGAUUAAGAUCUGGGACGUGCUCGGGUCGCGGACAUGUAUGCGCACAUAUAUGGGUCACUCAAAGGCCGUAAGGGAUAUAUCCUUCUCCAAUGAUGGGACCAAAUUCUUGAGUGCUGGGUAUGACAGGAAUAUACAGUACUGGGAUACUGAGACAGGGCAGGUGAUCUCGACCUUCUCAACUGGGAAGGUCCCAUAUGUUGUGAAGCUGAAUCCUGAUGAGGAUAAACAGCAUAUUCUCCUUGCUGGAAUGAGCGACAAGAAGAUUGUGCAAUGGGAUAUGAAAUCAGGGCAGAUCACGCAAGAGUAUGAUCAGCAUUUAGGGGCUGUGAACACCAUAACUUUUGUCGAUAACAACAGGAGGUUUGUGACGUCAAGUGAUGACAAAUCUCUUCGUGUCUGGGAGUUUGGCAUCCCUGUGGUGAUCAAGUAUAUAAGUGAGGCGCACAUGCACUCAAUGCCAUCAAUUGCCCUGCACCCAAACUCCAACUGGCUGGCAGCACAGAGCUUGGACAAUCAAAUACUGAUAUACAGCACCAAGGAGAGGUUCCAGCUCAAUAAGAAGAAGCAAUUUGCUGGCCACAUUGUAGCAGGUUAUGCUUGUCAGGUGAACUUCUCACCUGAUGGGAGAUUUGUGAUGUCAGGUGAUGGUGAAGGUAGUUGCUGGUUCUGGGAUUGGAAAAGCUGCAGGAGGUUUAAGACAUUGAAGUGCCACAAUGGGGUUUGCAUUGGAUGCGAGUGGCAUCCGUUGGAAACUAGCAAGGUUGCGACAUGCGGAUGGGAUGGUGUAAUUAAAUACUGGGAUUGAGCUGGGACAGGGACCGCUUGAGAUGCUCGAAGUUCACAACAGUGCAAUCCUCAAGGGCUAAUCUUCAUGGUAUACUGUAAGUUGACAUGUGGGAUGGAGCAAAAAAAAAGAAAUGCCACACAUUUCAGCCACCGGCUAGUUCUUUUUGCCCUUGCAAGGAUGUGAUGUAUCAUACAUGUGGCAGCAACUCGAUUUUUUGAACUGUACCUUGGCCGCCAGUAACUUGUGUUGUUUUCAGUUUCCGUUCAUCUUGUUGAAUCCUACUUUUUUGUAGUCCCUGAGCUGAGAAGCAGGCUUGUAUACUAAAGAGUAUUAAUACACUUGGGGUGGUGUCCCCCUCUUGCUUGCGCAGUUUCUUGUGCUGUGUUCAUAAAAUGCUUUGGACUGAAUAGACUUGGUAGA